AGGAUGAUGAGAACAGAAGAGAAGAAAACGACGAGCUGUGAUCAUAGAAAGUCCGGAGAAAAAAGACCCACUGUUUAAAAGUGAGGAUUUAAAACAGAAAAAACUUAAUGAGUUCCCUUUUUGACUCAUGUUAAGCUGCUAGAGACGAGCCUUAAACGCUUCCUUUCUUAUUUAAAGAAAAACCUUUUAAAUGCAACGCUGUUUGAUAUAUGAGAAGACCAUGGCUGCCGAUACGAAGAGUUCACUGAGCAACAAUAAAGACCACAGCGGGAGGAAGCUGCUGGUCGCUGUGGAUCUAUUCUGCUUGUUUCUAGCCGGCCUGCCUUUCUUGGUCAUAGAGACCUGCGCUGUUCAGCCUUACCGCAGAGGGUUUUACUGCGAUGAUGAAUCCAUCAGGUACCCGGCCAAAAAAGGAGACACCAUUAGCGACGGUGUGCUCACCGCGGCAGGCAUUCUAAUCACCAUCCUCUCUAUCAUAGUUGGAGAAAGCUACAGGAUCUACUUUCUAAACGAGGGAUCCAAGUCUUUCGUUGGGAACCCCUAUAUAGCUGCCCUCUACAAGCAGGUCGGGGUGUUUAUCUUCGGCUGUGCCAUCAGCCAGUCCUUCACCGACAUCGCCAAAGUGUCGGUAGGCCGAAUGCGACCGCACUUCAUCGACGUAUGCAAGCCCGACUUCUCCACCAUCAACUGCUCCUUGGGCUACAUCACUGAGUACACAUGUCAUGGGCCAGAGAGCAAAGUUCAAGAGGCCAGGAAGUCAUUUUUCUCUGGUCAUGCGUCAUUCUCCAUGUACACCAUGCUCUACCUAGUGUUUUACCUGCAGGCACGGUUCACUUGGCAUGGCGCUCGCCUGCUGCGUCCGUUGACCCAGUUCACCCUCAUCAUGAUGUCCUUCUACACGGGCCUGUCUCGAGUGUCUGACCACAAGCACCACCCCACUGAUGUCCUGGCUGGGUUCAUUCAGGGCGCCCUUGUGGCCUACUGCGUUGUUUUCUUUGUGUCCGACUUGUUUAGACCCAAAGGAAGACGCUCUGCUUUGUCCCAAACGCCGGUGAAGAAAGAUCUCAUUCCUGCAGCAGACAUCAGGGAGCGGGGCAACCCUCUUAUCAUGGCGUGAAAGAAAGCCUGCCAAACUGACUGCAAACAAUCCAUGAGCAGAGCUGUGCCUUUAUGUUUUUUCUACAGCCACUAGUUCUUACUGGAUAAAAAAUCAACACUGUGGAAACUGCAGUAGAGAACCAGAGGAAAGAGUUAAGCAAGUUCUACUUUCUGAAAGGACAUUUUUAAUCUUUUUCCUUAACUUCACCAGGCAUGUGAAUGUGUGGAAAGGAGAGAUGACCUUUUUUUUUGUAACCAAAGGAGUGUUUGACCUUCUCUCCUAUUGUGAAAAUUGCUGCACGUUCACCAUUGUUGAGACUUUUUUGCUAAACAAAAGUCGGAAAUCAAACAAAACGUAUAAAUGGCAGCUGCUUACAAAGCUGUAUGCGGCUUUAGUGCAUUUCAUCCCACAUUUAGCAUGGGAGCUUCAGUCAUAUUCCUGCUCCUCAGUGUGACUCAUUCUAGGACAAAAAAACCCAAAAA
Molecule: messenger RNA, 1581 nt
Organism: Cyprinodon tularosa
Lineage: Eukaryota; Metazoa; Chordata; Actinopteri; Cyprinodontiformes; Cyprinodontidae
Product: phospholipid phosphatase 3-like
Exons: 6
Coding region: 191-1117 (308 amino acids)
Biological process (GO): phospholipid dephosphorylation; phospholipid metabolic process; canonical Wnt signaling pathway
Molecular function (GO): phosphatidate phosphatase activity
Source: RefSeq, a predicted model, not a curated record